AGUACUCCUGGUUAAAGACGGGUAAUGUUAAGGAAACGUUAAGAAAAGUUCACAAAGAUGCAGUGGCUACCCCUGAUAUUAACAGAAAUAUUCCUGGCUUAUACUGCUUACUCGAUUUAUGAUUUAUCUCUGUUAUUUGUGGCACCGUCUUGUGAGGAAGGUAAACCAUGCUUAAUGACGUAUUUGUCUCAAAAGCCACAACUGCAACUGCAAAUUUACAGUUCUGUCGACAAAUAUCCUACCGAUCGGCAAAUCGAUUUCGUAUAUACUAAUGAGAAUUUUAAUUAUACAUAUGCAAGUAGUCUACCUUUGACUUUAAAUAUUCCACGCAAAACACGAAAUAAUGGAACGUUAUUUCUUCAUAUUAUCAUUGCACCAAAUUCCAAGAAAUAUGGAAAAAGUGUCCUUGAUACACAAAAGGAUCCAUAUGUAUCUUAUACUGUUAUUAAAAUGACACAAUAUACAAUUCCUGAAGCAGAAGCUUUUAACUUAUUGGGUAAGAAAAGUUUAGAUCCAAAGAGAAAGAUACAAAACUUGGCGAAUCCUGUGACUCAUAUUAAGAGUCAUGUGACAUUUACAGUAAUGACAGAUGAUGUAAAUCUUCCAGUGCUUAAUGUACCUAUGGAGCUUGUAAAUCACUUGAAAAUUAUACAGGGUAGAACAUUUUUACCUAUAGUUAAUUAUGAUUUUCUGCAAACAAGAUAUCGUGAUCUGGUGAAAAUCAUGCCUCACAAUAAUACAGUUAAUAUUACCUUGCAAUAUUCUCCAAUUUCCCUUGGAAAAUUAAGGUUGCUAUUGCAUGUGGAACCUAUUAUGCAAAGUUUAAAAGAUCUUGGUUUUUCUGAUAAAAAUAUAGAUGAAGUGAAAGGAAUUUUAGCAGACACUAACAUAUAUGUCUUAGGAGGAGCAGUCUUCAUUACAGUUAUUCAUUUGCUAUUUGAUUUUCUUGCCUUUAAAAAUGAUGUGAGUUAUUGGAGGAGAAAAGAUAAUCUUGUAGGUCUCAGUAAGUGGACUGUUAUAUGGCAAGCAUUCAGUCAAACUGUCAUCUUUCUUUAUUUAGUAAAUGAAGGUUUAUCUUUGCUUGUUCUCAUUCCAUGUGGUAUUGGAUCUCUUAUUGAGAUGUGGAAAUUGAGAAAGGUGUUGAAGCUUAGGCUUAAGAAAGGUGAUAAUAAUAUGGCUGAAAUUAAAACAAGGGAAUUUGAUACAGAGAGUAUGCGUUAUUUAAGCUACAUGUUAUAUCCUCUUGUGGUUGGAGGUGCAAUUUAUUCCUUACUUUAUAAACCUCACAAAAGCUGGUACUCGUGGAGCAUAAAUUCGUUGGUAAAUGGCGUGUAUGCGUUCGGAUUUUUAUUCAUGCUUCCUCAGCUUUUUGUCAAUUAUAAACUGAAGUCUGUAGCGCAUUUACCAUGGAGAACGUUUAUGUAUAAAGCAUUUAAUACAUUUAUCGACGAUGUUUUCGCAUUUAUAAUCUCGACACCAACUGCGCUUAGAAUAGCUUGUUUCAGAGAUGACGCUGUUUUCAUCGUUUAUCUUUAUCAAAGAUGGUAA
Habropoda laboriosa is the source of this 1548-nucleotide messenger RNA. RefSeq names its product cleft lip and palate transmembrane protein 1-like protein. Lineage: Eukaryota; Metazoa; Arthropoda; Insecta; Hymenoptera; Apidae. The transcript is spliced from 7 exons. Gene Ontology annotation, cellular component: endomembrane system; membrane. The record is from RefSeq and is a predicted model, not a curated record. The coding region runs from base 58 to 1548 and encodes 496 amino acids.